Molecule: messenger RNA, 1284 nt
Organism: Yarrowia lipolytica CLIB122
Lineage: Eukaryota; Fungi; Ascomycota; Dipodascomycetes; Dipodascales
Product: mitochondrial 37S ribosomal protein uS2m
Biological process (GO): translation
Cellular component (GO): mitochondrial small ribosomal subunit; ribosome
Molecular function (GO): structural constituent of ribosome
Source: RefSeq, a predicted model, not a curated record
AUGCUGAGAUCUAUCCGACGGUACUCAACCAAGUCGCCGUUCGCCAAGGUCGGCUCCAAGACCCAGUCCUACGACUACCUGCGAGCGUUGCGGGUCACCCCCGCCGAGACUUUUGCCGAUGUCCCUCUGUCUCCCGAGCUGGAGCAGGAGCUGUCCACCAAGUUCCAGGAGUUCCAGAAGGCUCUCAAGGCCGGUGAGAAGCUGGAGCAGGUCAAGGAGAUUGCACGACAGGCAAGAGGCACCAAAAACGCCGCUGCCGGCGGGGACCCCCAGGCCGAUCUGUCUUCCCUGAUGGGCCGAAUCGACAGUAAGAACAUCCGAGUGGGUAAUGACCAGAGUAAGAUUGCUGCCAUUUUCCCGUUGCUCAAGCGAACCGCCCGAGAUGAGGAGUACACCAAGCAGGAGCUGUUUCUGCGACGACAGCACCGACACGAUAUGCUCAGCAAGUUGGGAGCCGAGGUCAAGGGCGUCUACGAUCCUCUCCAUAUCAUCAAGCAUCCCAAGAGUGGCACCGAGGCCACCGUGACCAGUCUUCUGGCUGCCGGCGCUCAUCUGGGCCAUGCCGUCGAGCUCGGUCACGUCAACAACCAGCCUUUCAUCUACGGCGUUCGAGACGGCAUUUCCAUCAUUGAUCUUGAGCAGACCGUCACCCAGCUGCGACGAGCUGCUCGAAUCACCGAGGCUGUUGCCAAGCAGAACGGUCUGAUUCUGUUUGUCGGCACCCGUGACGGCCAGAAGCUGGCGCUCGAGGCCAUGUCGCGACGAUGCGGCGCUUCCUACGUGCACUCCAAGUGGAUUCCUGGAGCCAUCACCAACUUUUCCAACAUUGCCGCCAACUGGAAACGAUACGAGGUGGUGGACGGCGAGUCUGGAACCAGCUUUGCCGACAUCAACCAGCACACUGGCCGAGAGUUUGACGCAGAGAUCUCGGGCCCUAACAUGCGACCUGAUCUGGUUAUCAUCCUCAACCCCGACGAGAACCCCGCUCUGAUCCGAGAGUGUCUCAAGUCCUGCAUCCCCACUGUCGGAGUGGCCGACACCAACUUUAACCCUUCCAAGCUGUCGUACCCCAUUGCCGCCAACGAUGACUCUCUCCGAACCACGGAUCUGAUCACUGGAGUGCUGGCUCGAGCAGCCGAGAAGGGACACAAGCUGCGACGGUUCGAGGAGCAGCAGCGACGAAACGCCGAGCUUCUGCACAUGAAGAAGAAUCUUGUGCAGGCUGCCGAUGAAAAUGACGUGACCGAGGACCCUUUCUCCUCCGGAGAGGCCCACAAGGAGUAA